Molecule: messenger RNA, 3776 nt
Organism: Archocentrus centrarchus (flier cichlid)
Lineage: Eukaryota; Metazoa; Chordata; Actinopteri; Cichliformes; Cichlidae
Product: immunoglobulin-like and fibronectin type III domain-containing protein 1
Exons: 23
Coding region: 57-3626 (1189 amino acids)
Biological process (GO): sarcomere organization
Cellular component (GO): M band
Molecular function (GO): protein binding
Source: RefSeq, a predicted model, not a curated record
GGGAAGCAGCAGCACUGAACAGGAUCACAGGAGUGCUGAGAUUCAAAGGGCCUGAGAUGAUCAGAAAAUCAAAAGUGACAGAUGGGACAGCCACUGGCCAAGUGGGGAUCAAGAAAAAAUCUAAGGUCCCUGGGGUGAUGAUUACACAGUUUAUCGAGACGCUGCCAGAUGGAAAGAGCCAUCCAGACUUCACCCGCAAGCCAAUUGCUUUGACCAUCCAAGAGGGCAAAUUUGCUUUUUUUAAAGCUAUUGUCACUGGAGACCCACAGCCAACACUAACAUGGAGCAGAAAUAAUGGAGAUGUGUCUGAUACUUCACGAUAUCAGAGUAAAUAUGAUCCCAGUUCCAACGAACAUACAUUUGAGAUGCCAAAUGUUGCCCCAGAUCAAGCAGAUACCUAUAAAUGCUUUGCCACAAAUGAAUACGGCCAAGCCAUGGUCACAGUUGUUUUAAAUGUUAUUGAAGUGGGUUAUAAAAAGAAAAAAGCCCAACAACAAGCAGCUGAAAUAAUGGAAGGGGGCUUUAAGACUAUUCUAAAAAGGAAAAGCAAAGUUUGUCCAAAAUCUGAGCAUCCGGAGAAAAAAGAGGGAGAGAUAGAUCCUAAAUUUUGGGAGCUUUUAAUUAGUGCUGAUAAGAAAGAUUAUGAGAGAAUAUGUGCAGAGUUUGGAGUAACUGACUUUCGCUGGAUGCUCAAGAAACUGAAUGAAAUGAAGAAAGAAAGGGAGGAGGAACAAGCACAGUUCAUCAGAAGCCUGUCUAAUCUGAAACCUAUUAAGGUUAAUGCAGAUGGUACUGCAUCCUUUGAGAUUGACAUGGACCUCAUUGACCCAAGCAGCUCUAUAUUCCUCUACAAGGAUGGUGAAAUGAUUCCUUAUACAAAAGAGUUGGGGGAUAAGAUGAAGCACAGCCUUAAGCAAAUUGGGAAAAAAUACAUUUUCAGUAUGAGAGACCUUGUGCCAGAUGAUGCUGGACUGUAUCAGCUGGAUGUUGAGGAUGUCAAUAUGUUUUCCACUGAUUUCAAAAUCCCCAUGGUGGAUUUCUUGGUGAAAAUUCAGGAAGUAAAAGCAAAAGAGAGAGAAGAUGCCGUUUUUGAAUGUGUCUUGUCAAACCCGUUUUCCAAGAUUUUGUGGUUUGGCAGAAAUAUGCCACUGGAACAGGGUGAUAAAUAUGACAUUGAGGUUUCAGAAGACAAACUCAUUCACAGGCUGGUGGUUAAAGACUGCAUGGUUGCAGAUAAAGGAAUUUAUUGUGCCUGUGCAGGGAUAAAAUCUUCCAGUGCUUGGCUUGUCAUUGAAGCUGAUAAAGAUGCAAACAAAGGUAAAAAGACAGCAAGGAAAACAACAAGGGCAGGAGGAUCUGGCAUGGAUUUACAGAAAAUUGCCAAAGAGCAACAAGCAAAAUUAGAAAAGGCAAAAGAGGAAAGGAAAGAACAAAUUAAAGCUGCUAAAGAGGCUGCAGCAGCUGCACCGCCACCUGAAUCCCAUCCAACUGCUGCACCCAAUAAUGCUCCAGUUGUGGCUGAAUCUACAGCUACCAAACAAAGGGUGGUAAAUGAACCAGCAAUGGCAGGUCCGCAUCCACGGGGUGAGGAGGCAAUAAGCACUGGAAAGCCAGCUGAAUUACAUGUGAAGAUGAACAUUGACUGUGAUGGCACCUGGUUCAAAGAUGGAAAGCACUUAAACUCCGGUGCUGGAAUCACCAUAACCAAAGAUGGAAAUUCUCAUAAGCUGACAAUUCAAAGCUGCAGUGAUGAUAGCUCUGGAGUUUAUCAGUUUGCAUCAGGGGAACACAGCACACAAGGAAAGGUCACCGUUGGAGAUAUACCUGAAUUUGAUCCAGAUGACCUUCACAAGUUCUCCAAGCCUGUUAUAGUACGAGUGGGCCAAAAUGCUACUUUCAAGAUGCCCUUUCCUCCUCAGGAGUCUUUGGGGGUCAGCUGGUUCAAGGAUGGUACUGAAAUCAAAGAUGGAGGAGGAGUUAAGAUUGUGAGGGAGCGCAAUCACAGCCGCCUGUUAUUCAGAGACUGCCUGCGGACAGACACAGGGGAAAUAAAGAUCCAGCUGAAAAACCAAUUUGGAGCCAUAGAGGCCACAUCUGAGCUUAUUGUGCUUGAUCGACCUGGUCCACCGGAGGGUCCAGUGAAGACUGUUGAAACUAGCUCCUCAAUAAUUGAGAUUAAAUGGAACCCUCCCAAAGACGAUGGUGGCUCUGCUGUAACCAACUACAUUAUAGAACGGCAGCAGACAGGACAGAGUCUGUGGACAAACCUCGGGGAUGUCUCAGGGGACAAGACCUCCUUCAGAGACAGGAAUGUGACUCAUGGAAAGAAAUACAAGUAUCACAUCUAUGCAGAAAACCCUGAAGGCAUGAGUGAUGCCCUGGAGACAGCUGAUAGCAUAAUGGCUGGCAUAAUGAUACUCGCUGGGCCACCUGGUGCUCCUAAUGUGGUGAGCACCUCAAAAAGCUGUAUCACCUUGACCUGGACCCCUCCAGAGGACGACAGAGGAGUGCCGAUCAUUGGGUACCAAGUGGAAAAACGAAAGAAGGACACAAAUCAGUGGAUUGCCCUAAACACACUUAAUGAACCUAUUAAAGACGUAAAGUACGCAGUCAAAGAAGUCUCUGAGGGCGCAGAGUAUGAGUUCAGGGUUACAGCAAUCAAUAAGUCAGGAUCUGGAGAUCCAAGCCCUCCGUCUGCAAUGGCGUGUGCAAAGAAUCCAAACAUGAGACCUUGUUUUAAGGACCCAGAGGACUUCAUUGUUGUCAGAGCUGGGAAUUCUGCUCGUGUCAAAAUUUGCUUUGAGGCUGAACCUCCACCUCAGAUCACUUGGCUGAAAGAUGAUGAGCCGAUAUCCUCAUGGAUUAAUAUCAUAAAUACAGAGGGAACAUCUCAGCUUGUUAUUCCCGAUUCAAAGCGAUCAGAUUCAGCCAUCUACACUAUUAAAGCCAAAAACUCUGUGGGUGAGGCUUCAUUCGACAUUGACCUUAGAGUCACAGAUGAACCCAAGGCUCCAGGGCCCGUGGAGCUAAAACAAACAGUCCAUGGAAAACUGGUGGUAUCAUGGGCUCCCUCUCCAGACCAUGAGCUCGAUGACCGCCUGUACUACAUGGUUUCUCAACAUGACUCCCUCACCAGAGUCUGGAAGACUGUGGCAGACCGUCUCUUCACUACCACAUACACAGCCAUCAACAUCCUUCCUGGGACAGAGUACCAUUUCCGAAUAUAUGCCAAGAAUGAUAUGGGUCUCUCAGAUCCAUCCCAGUCACCUACAUGGGGCAUCAACAGCAAUAGAGUUCCAGUAACUUCAAAUGGAGUUAUUUCAGCAGAGGCCUCCUUUGAGAGGCCUCCAUCCAUCUCGGUCCCUUUGAAAGUCCACACACCACCUAAAGGUUAUCAACUUUUCAUGACAUGCGCUGUUAGAGGAUGCCCUACCCCAACUGUAUCCUGGUACCUAAAUGAUGUCUGCAUCAACUCAGACAGUAACUACUACAUCACCAACUCGUUUGGUGUCUGCUCCCUGCAUAUUCUCCGAGUCCAACCAAAGGACAGCGGUGAAUAUAAGGUUGUUGCAGUUAACUCUUUUGGCAAGGCAGAGUGUUCCGCUAAAACUGUUGUCAGAGAUUAAUUGGCACUAAGCAUUUGUGAAGCCUUUCCUCUUCCUGUGGAAAAUAAGGAAUUUAAAUGAAUGAAAUGUUUUGGCUCCCUAUAUAAUAGAAACCACACACUUUCAAAGCACAGUGUGGGUAAAAGAAGUGCAAACUCAUCUGAUGUUUCU